Molecule: messenger RNA, 1390 nt
Organism: Jaminaea rosea
Lineage: Eukaryota; Fungi; Basidiomycota; Exobasidiomycetes; Microstromatales
Exons: 2
Coding region: 33-1178 (381 amino acids)
Source: RefSeq, a predicted model, not a curated record
AUCACCACCCAUCGCGACGACUCCUCAGCGCAAUGGACUCAGUCCACCGCCUCGACUAUCAAGCAGGCCAGCCCUCCGGUCCGCACCCACCUCCGCAACGCAAUGGAGCUCCUCCAAGCUACUGGUCCUCAAUCCGGACGCGCGUCUCGCCCUCGUCGUCGUCCUACUCGUUGCGCCCAGUCCUAAUCUUCACCACUCUCAUCUCCUUCCUCUACCUACUCAUCAUAGCCAUCGCCAACUUCAAGUCGCUCAACGAUCAGGACGAGACGGCUAAGCUCAAGACGUUUGACAUCAUCAGUGCAGCACUGUGCCUCUUUGCAGCGGCGGUGGAGGCAUUUGGCUUUCUGGCCGCGGUUAAGAGCCACGUAGGCUGGGCGAGCCUGUAUGCGCGGGCGUCGACCCUCGCCCUGGGGGCAGUCGUGGCGGCGGAUGUAGUGGCAAUCGUGGAGCAGUUCACUGCCAAGUCCGACCUCAUCGGCGGGUGCACCAAGAUCUAUACGGGUGCCGCAACGUGCAAAGAUGGACAGUCCAGUUGGUGGGGAGACUGCACGCCUGGUCAGCCUAUGACGGCGGAGCAGGCAGGCAAGUAUUGCGAGUCGCAGUGGAAGAAGGGGACGAUCUGGGACUUUGUCUGGCUGGUCCUCGCUGUGGUCCUCGGCACAUUCUUUGUCCUCCUCGCCUUUGCCUUUGUUCGUCAACUGCGCAACCCCGGCGGUGUUCGCGGCCGCACUGGCCCUCCCCAGCAGCCGGGCCAGCAAGGCUACUCGAACGCAUUCACAUAUGAUGACGAGAGCUCGCCCUUCGACGGCGGGAGGGGAAGAUACAGCUACGAGGACGAUGGGAUGGGUGGACACCACGCCUACCCGCCUCCGCAGGGCCCGCCCCCCGUGGGCGUCACGAGGGGUUACGCCGGAGACGACGAUGCGCCUGCGUACGAGGCUCCGCCAAGGAAGAGUAUGGCGAGUGUCGAUCUGGACCGUAAGGAUCCGAAUAUCGGACAGGAUUCGACGGGUGGGAACGAGUACGGCUAUGGGUACAGGUAUGGGGCGGAGGAUGAGGAGCAACAGCGCAGACCCGGUAGCAGCCGAGGCGUUGGAGGUAAUGGACCCAGGACAUCGGACGAGACGCUUCGUGGUGAGGGAGAGCAGGACGGGAGGGACGGGCAUGCGAAAGUGUGAGAUCGAGGCGAGCAAUGCCGGGGUGUAUUCCGAAACUCUGAUAUCCUAUAUGUCGCCGUCUCUGAUCGCACCAACUGAAUGACCGCUGAUCCGGUUGCGAGGCCGUCGCGCGCCCGUCACGAGCCCGUCGCUCAUCGCCAUGCUGGCGGGACAUCUCUCCGCAUCUCGUCCUCAUCAUAGUCAGAGGCGUCAUCUUCAUCGUCCUCCUCGCG